CUGAGAAACAUAACAGUUUUAUUUAACAGUUUUAUUUAACAGUUUUAUUUAACUGAUGAUCCAGUGCAGUACGUCAUGCUGUCUUAUUAGCUUUGUGCGAACAGACUGUUUGGAAACCAAAGGGAUACUUAAGGAUCAUGUCUGUUUUCUGGACUUUCUUUGCGGUUCUCCUUGUUAAUUUAAUGGUGCAGAAGAGUUGUGCUACUGUGAUCUAUGUAAAAGUCGGAGACUCGGUUGUCCUACAUCCAGGCCAGAGUUUUGAUGUCAUCACUUCCAUUGGCUGGGGGAAUGAAGUGACCCCUGUCUUGGAGUGGUUUGGACAGGACAUUACUUUUUACAAAAGUUUUAAAGGUCGCAGUGACAUGGAGAAAACAACAGGAAGUUUGAUCAUCCACAACCUGACAUUAGAGGACACCGGCCGUUACACACCUGAGAUUAACAACAUGGUUCUUAACCCAGUGAUACUCAACGUCAUCGAACCGGUCCCAAAACCUAUGGUGCUCUUAAAAUGCAACGAUCAGAAAACACUCUGUGACCUCACCUGUAAAGCCAACAUCAGUCCUAAGUUUGGACCCGUCACGUAUAAAUGGGAAGCAGAAAACAAGGUGGUGUCCAGUGAUAGUCAUCUGAGCUUAACAGAGAAAAAUCUAAGUCGUGCUUACACUUGCAAGGUGAAAAACCCUGUUAGCACCUCGUCCAGCGAUGAGGUGGCUACCCCCAUUACUAGAGGGGUUCAUCCUGCAGCAGUGGUGGUACCGGUUGUGCUUCUGGUCCUGGGUCUGGUUGUGGCUGGUGGCUAUUUUAAGCACAGGAAAGAGCAAAAACAAGCACAGACUGUUGAAGAAGCCCAUGACGACAGGUCUAUGAGCCUGAAAACCAUGAAGGAAAGUGAAAUAAGUUUGGAAAGUGUUGAAAGUGGAUUGUUCUCUCCUGCAAUGAAGUCUAGACAAGGACACCUUUCUCUCCAGGAUGAUGAAGAAAAAAGCCAGGAACUUCAAACGAUCACUGAACUCUAAUUUCAUCAGAGAUGCAUUGAAUCGAGCAAAUCACCUCUUGAGCUUUUUCUUUGUAACAUCACAACAAACAAAAUGCAGUAGUAGUAGUUUCUAUUGGUUGUUGAGUAACAACAAUACCUUUACACCACAAAGAAUGGUGUUUAUUCAAGUUUUCUCAUUUAAACAUGUUGAGUUAGAAGCAUAUUUAAUAAACUAGUGGCAAAGCAA
Poeciliopsis prolifica (blackstripe livebearer) is the source of this 1223-nucleotide messenger RNA. Its product is annotated as CD48 antigen-like. The record is from RefSeq and is a predicted model, not a curated record. Lineage: Eukaryota; Metazoa; Chordata; Actinopteri; Cyprinodontiformes; Poeciliidae. The transcript is spliced from 10 exons. Bases 138 to 1016 code for a protein of 292 amino acids.